GAUCGCCUGAGUCAUUCGCGGACUCCGGCAAGGCUGGGGCGGCUGCAAGUCGCCGAGCAGCUGGAGGAUCCGGACGGGACGGGACUGGAGCGCCAUGGAGAGCUGGGGCGCCUGGCGAGCCUUCCUCGCCCUCUGCCUCCUGGCAGCAACGAGAGGUGAACUCUGUAAAGUGAACCAGUGUCAGAACGGAGGAACGUGUAUCACGGGCGCCGACAGCUCUCCUUUCUUCUGCGUCUGUGCCGACGGCUUCACUGGGAUCGCUUGCAAUGAAACGGAGACAGGCCCGUGCCACCCAAAUCCCUGCCAGAACAACGGCGUGUGCCAGAUUGUCCCGGGUCGGGGAGAUGUUUUCACUGAAUAUGUCUGCCAGUGCCCUUCAGGGUAUGAAGGCAAACACUGCCAGAACAAAUCCUCCUCCUUUUCAGCCUUAGACAUGGACGAAUGUGCUUCGCAGCCAUGCCAGAACGGAGGAAUCUGCUUGGAUCUGGAAAGAGACUAUUCUUGCAAAUGUGCUCCGCUGUACUUGGGGAAGACCUGCAGCAUCCGUUGUGCCAGUGCCCUGGGCAUGGAGUCAGGCGCCAUUGCAAACACUCAACUCACGUCGUCAUCUGUGCAUUACGGCUUCCUUGGCUUGCAGCGCUGGGGUCCAGAUCUUGCUCGCCUGAAUAAGAAGGGCCUUGUGAAUGCCUGGACCUCGAGCAAUUAUGACAGGAGUCCCUGGAUUCAGGUCAACCUGCUGAGGAAGAUGAGGAUUUCCGGCAUUUCCACACAAGGGGCGAGUCGCGUCGGCCGGCAGCAAUACGUCCGAGCCUACAAAAUAGCCUACAGUUUGGAUGGACGGGAGUUUUUGUACUUCAAGGAUGAAAGACAAGAUCUCGAAAAGGUUUUCGAAGGCAACGUGAACAAUGACGUCUCAGUGACCAAUCUGUUUAAUCCGCCGAUCACGGCCCACUACAUCCGUGUCUAUCCUGUGGUCUGCCGGCGAGCUUGCACGUUGCGCUUCGAGCUAAUUGGCUGUGAAAUGAAUGUGUAUUUCAACAUGGCAGGUUGCUCGGAGCCCCUGGGCAUGAAAUCCCACCGCAUCUCUGAUGAGCAGGUCACGGCCUCCAGCGUGUACAAGACGUGGGGCAUCGAUGCUUUUACUUGGCAUCCGCACUUCGCUCGCCUUGACAAGACGGGGAAGACCAAUGCCUGGUCUGCCCUCACCAAUGGGGCGGGAGAAUGGCUUCAGAUCGACCUUAAGAAAGAGAAACGGGUGACCGGAGUCAUCACGCAAGGGGCUCGUGACUUUGGGCAUAUCCAGUAUGUGGCUUCCUACAAGGUGGCCUCCAGCAGUGACGGAAACUCCUGGACGCUGUAUAGGGACAGCAGAACAAAUAGCACAAAGAUAUUUGAAGGUAACUCUGACAACUACUCGCACAAGAAGAACGUAUUCGACGUGCCCUUGCACACCCGCUUUGUGCGCAUCCUCCCUGAAUCGUGGCACAACCGCAUCACGUUGCGGGUGGAGCUGCUGGGGUGUGACGAGUAAACCCUCUCUGGGUGAGGAACUAUGGAGUGAAGAACCCACCUGAGUUUCCUUGUCCUUUCUCUGGACCUGCACACUUUUCAUUGCUGCGUCUGCUUUGCCACGUCAUGCCCCAGGGAAGGUCGAUUCAAAUCUCGUGUCACUUCAGGACCUGGGGCGUUGGGAGCAUUGCCUGGCCAGCAGCUGCUGGAACCCAAAAGUUUUCUAAGUUUCCUUUUCUUCCAGACCUUCCUGGUUUUGCACCUGUUUGCAAACCUGAUGUGAUGACCCAGGCUCUUUUAUGUGUGUGCGUGUGCGAGGGGUGUGUGUCUCUAACACUGCCUCACCAUGGUCCCCUGGCUUUCUGGGGGUCUUCAGCAACACAUUUUAAGAGCUGCUCUGUGCAAUUGUCAUUCCUUCAUCCCGAGGAAUUUGGGGAACCGUAGUUCUGGGAGUGGAAGUCAGGGCUCCCGAGUGGCGAGGUCUCGGCACACUCUUCAGAACUGCAGCCCCCAGGAGCCUUUAAAGGAAGCCACGUGGCUUAAACCAGUAUAAAAUUAGCACAUGUUUGUAGUCAAGGUGCAACCUAAGAUGCAAAUGGAUCGGUAUGCACUCUGUGCACAAAUUUUGCCGUCCGUACCCUUUUGCUAUUGAAGCCGAUUUGCAUAGUUUUACAUAAUUUAUUCUGCUUUUAUAAUCGGGGUAGAAGCAAGAAGCUGUACAGAUUUUUGUUUUCCCUCAUGAGAUUUCCCCAGCUUUUGCAUGCCCGCUUUCAAGCUUAUGUUUACUUCCCAAGACCUAGAAACUUGCCUUUUCACAAUGACAACUGAAUCCUUUGCCUAGUGCCCCAUCCUGUGCUUGUUGGGAUACACAUAGGCCUCUUCUGCACAUGCAGAAUAAUGCACUUGCAAUCAAUUUUCACAAUUGUUUGCAAGUGGAUUUUACUAUUCUACACAGUAAAAUUUGGCUGCAAAGUGCAUUGAAAGUGGAUUGAAAGUGCAUUAUUCUGCAUGGGCGGAUAGGGGCCAUAGUCCUGCUGUUAAUCUCCUUUCUCCAAGAUAAGAUUUCUGAAGAUGCCUGACUUGGGAGUGGCCCUAAUCCACUUGCCAUCCAAAACCAGGGAUGCUUCUUGUACCCACAGUGCUUUGCUUCUUGCCACAGCAUCUGUCCGGAGGGUUUCACGGUUUGGUACCCCUGGCACUGGAUGGAGCGUGCUGAAGAAACAGGACUUUGUGAUGACAGAGUUGGGAAAGGAGGACUAUUUUGGACAAGAAGAGUGCUUGUGAAGUGUCCCUGUGGUAGAGGGUGGGUGGGGGUGGGGAGCGUAUGGAACGGGAUGACACAUCUUGCAGUCAGCCAACCUAACCAAAACUGUGUUAGCUCUGUAAGCAAUUAACUUGAACAAUGACAAAAAUUAAAGUCCAAGGAAAAACCCAA
Molecule: messenger RNA, 2944 nt
Organism: Sphaerodactylus townsendi
Lineage: Eukaryota; Metazoa; Chordata; Lepidosauria; Squamata; Sphaerodactylidae
Gene: MFGE8
Product: milk fat globule EGF and factor V/VIII domain containing
Exons: 10
Coding region: 95-1531 (478 amino acids)
Molecular function (GO): calcium ion binding
Source: RefSeq, a predicted model, not a curated record